GUCAAAAAGACAUGAAGCAAAUGUGGCAACAUGCUGAAAGCUGUCGUUUUGGAGUGUGUUCUAAGAACGGAGGCAUCUAGGCUGAAUGGAAUUCAGCAUCAAAGAAAGUCCUCUUUCUGUUCCGAAGGUUGUAAAGUGCGUGAAGAUGAAGCAGGCACCGGAAAUCCUUGGCAACACGAAUGGAAAGACUCCGAACUGUGAAGUGAGUCGUGAGUGCUCCGUGUUCCUGAGCAAAGCCCAGCUCUCCGCCGGCCUGCAGGAGGGAGUUGUGCAGAAGUUCAAUGGCCACGACGCGCUUCCUUUUAUCCCAGCCGAGAGGCUGAAAGACCUCACCUCCCGCGUCUUUAAUGGAGACCCUGGUGCUCAUGAUGCCAGACUGCGUUUGGAGUCCCAGGAAAUGAAGGGACUUGGGACACCACCUGACACUACCCCUGUCAAAAAUGGCUCUCCAGAGAUCAAGCUGAAAAUCACCAAAACAUACAUGAACGGGAAACCUCUCUUUGAAUCUUCCAUAUGUGGCGAUGGUGCUGCUGCUGUGUCCCAGUCGGAAGAAAAUGGACAAAAACCGGAAAAUAAAGUGAGGAGGAGCAGGAAGAGAAGCAUAAAAUAUGACUCCUUACUGGAGCAGGGCCUUGUUGAGGCCGCCCUGGUGUCCAGGGUCUCAGGUCCCUCGGAGAAAAAGAUUCCAGCUAAGAAAGAAUCCUGUCCAAAUAGCAGCAGAGACAAAGACCAGCUGUUGAAGUACAAUGUCGGGGAUUUGGUGUGGUCCAAGGUGUCCGGUUACCCCUGGUGGCCAUGCAUGGUCUCCGACGAUCCACUCCUGCACAGCUACACCAAACUGAAAGGUCAGAAAAAGAGUGCACGCCAGUAUCACGUACAGUUCUUUGGUGAUGCCCCAGAAAGAGCUUGGAUAUUUGAGAAGAGCCUUGUAGCUUUUGAAGGAGAAGGACAGUUUGAAAAAUUAUGCCAGGAAAGUGCCAAGCAGGCACCCACGAAAGCUGAGAAAAUUAAGCUGUUGAAACCUAUUUCAGGGAAAUUGAGGGCCCAGUGGGCAAUGGGCAUCGUUCAGGCAGAAGCAGCUGCAAGCAUGUCAGUAGAGGAGAGGAAAGCCAAGUUCACCUUCCUUUAUGUGGGGGACCAGCUCCAUCUCAACCCCCACGUGGCCAAGGAGGCAGGCGUUGCUGUGGAGUCUCUGGGAGAAAUUGUAGGGUCCUCAGGAGUCAGGGAAGAAGCUGCUGACAGCCCCAAGUCCACGAGGGAAGAGGGCGUUCCCGUCAAGAGGAGACGGAGAGCCCAGCUGUCCUGCUCUGCUGAGAACCAAGACAGUGACCCGGGCACAGGAAAGAACACUCCUCAAAAGACGGCAGAGGCCGAACCCAGGCGAGGAGUGGGGUCUCCUCCAGGGAGGAAGAAGGCCGUGGCCUCCACUCCGAGAAGCAGGAAGGGCGAUGCGGCAUCCCAGUUUCUGGUCUUCUGUCAAAAGCACAGGGACGAGGUUGUCGCCGAGCACCCGGACGCCUCCGCCGAGGAGAUUGAAGAGCUGCUUGGAUCCCAGUGGAAUAUGCUCAAUGAGAAGCAGAAAGCACGCUAUCACACCAAGUUUGCCCUCGUGGCCCCGUCCCCGUCUGAAGAAGACUCUGGUAACUUAAAUGGGAAAAAAAGAAACCACACGAAGAGGACACAGGACCCUAUAGAAGAUGCUGAAGUUGAGGACGUUCCCAGGAAGAGACUCAGGACCGACAGGCACAGUCUUCGGAAGAGAGAGACGUUCACAGACAAAACAUCCCGCACAGCCUCUUGCAAGGCCAUCGAGGCAGCCUCCUCGCUCAAGAGCCAGGCAGCCACAAAACAUCUGUCUGACGCCUGCAAACCCCUGAAGAAGCGGCACCGGGCCCCCGCAGCGGCGUCUGCGUCGCUCGCCUUUAGCAAAAGCUCUUCUCCUUCUGCAUCCUUAACUGAGAAUGAGGUCCCUGAGUGUCGAGGUGAGUCAGGACUGCGGUGGUAAUGUGACUCCUCUUUUCUGGACUCGGAAAGUAUCCGGUAGUGAAAUUGUAGCUGUUUGAGGCUCUCACACAUCACUGUAUCAUGACAUCUAGAGCAUCAUCAAAUCUGAAGUCUUUGCCGUUAAUAAAAACAAAAUGAAAAACAGCCUCAGAAUGUAGGUAUGACCCUUUUUUGUCCAGAGGGAGUCUGGGGUUCCCAGCUUUAGAGACUACCCAAGGAGCUUAUUGUCGAGUCUUAACUUCUUGUUACUUUGUUCCCUGUGAUUCUUUUUCUCAUUGUAGACGUGAGUCCUGUUUUUAGACUAUCUGUGAAGAGAUGCUCACCUUGGGCUUUUUCGGAACAGGGUAGUGAGGCAGGGAGUGGGUCAGAAGGUGGCACUUCUGACGUGGUCUCCACUGUGGUCCGUGGUGGGGCGGGGCGUCCCCUGCUCUCUCAGCAUCAGGUGCUUAUGCCCAUUAGAGGGGGCCGGGCCUUCGGGGGUGGGCAUCUGCUCUCGCAGGCGUGCAGGGGCCUCGGGGUGGUGUGGGGUGGGGCUCUCGGCCAGUCUUAGUGGGUGUAUGUAGGUAACUGAACAUUUCUUACAUUUGAGCACGGUCAAGACAACGCAGGAAGAAUUCUUCGCUGAGCUCCUGGGAGCUUAUUGAAACAUGAAAAGGCAAAUUCUAUACAAAACAUUUUUCCUAUUUGUCUUGUCCAAGUUCAGAUUAGUAUCCUAAAAAGUUAAAUAAAAGGUGGUCUGUAAUUCUAAAGAAGAGGAAUACUAAAAGUUUCAGUUCCAUAGACCCUUUCACUUAAGGCAGUUUGUUUAAAACACUUUUUAAUGAGUUUUUCUGGCAUCAUAUUUUGGCCCACUCAUUUGGUGGAGUUUUUACUUCCACUGUUGUCAGAUACCAUCAAAAGAAAAACACUGAGGCCGCUGAGAUCUUGUCUGUCGUUCCUGGUCAUGAGUCGUGUGGGUUAGAGGUGUGGAUCUAGAGCAGCUCACCGCGGGGCCAGGAUGGCGGGCAGAGGUUAAAACAUGUUUGUCAGACACACCUGAUGGUCUGACAUUGGUUUUGACCAGGAUGAGUUUCAUCUUCCUGGCUUAGACAUUUGUUCUGAACUUGGGAAGACUUAGAUGAAGCAUUUUACAAUCAUUAGGCUUAAUUGAUGUUUAAUUCUUUAGAACUUCAGAAAUAGAUUAUUAAAUACAUUUGUAUUAUAUAUUAAAUACAUUAAAAUCGUACACCUUUUUGCAUUUUGAAGGUGAUACAUAGAUUCCAUAGUGUGCAUUCUGUUUCUUACAUAAAAAACAUUUAAAUUACUAGGCUUUUUCUAUCAGGCCACUUUUGUGUGGCUUAUAUAAAUCUCACAUUAGAGUUCAUUUUUAUUAAAACCGCUUUAGGUGAACAAGAAGGCUUGUCUGUUUCUGUGUUAACACUACUGAACUACAGUGCACAUUUACGACGUCGGCCAGGCUAAGUGCCUUUUAGCACGAGAGACAAAGCGCAGUGUUAUAAAGAAACAUUCUAGAAGCCGCUAGGUCCAGUUCUGGUGGGCACUGGGCGACCAUGGGGCUGCUGUUGGCAGGGCUCAGACGGGCCCCUUAUUCGGGGUGAGUCACAUGCCCUUUGCAUGUUUAUAUUCUCUCCUUUCAAUACCAUUGAUUAAGGAAUUUUCAUAGGGUUGGUGUUUCAAGACAUUUUAGGUCAUGUUGUGGUCUGAAUUCCUCUCAAACAAGGUAUAUGUGAUCAAUAUAACCUUACAUUAGAAUAGUUAUUUCAUAGUAGUACUGCAUCCCCUAAUGAGGAGGACAGAUUAAAAUCACACACUUGCAUGACAAAGGCCUGGGAAGUAAUUAAUGUGAUUUAAGUGUUUUGUAAUUUCAUUUCUUAUUCCCUUAGUAGAGCAAAUUCUUAUUUUUUUCGCCUUCACUGGUAACAGCUUUUAUGGGAGCCCACAUCAGCCAAGUUGGAUUUGAACUCAGCUGCUCUGUACUGCACUUAAAAUGAUGUAAUUUUCCAAGAUGUCUGCUGCAGGCGGCGUGUCAUCGUGCACACUCAGUGGCAUUCCUUUCACAAUCAGUUAUGGAAGAUGUGUGAUAAUCUGUUUUUACUGGUAUUAAUAACACAUACAAUGAAGAAAACAGAUAACAAAUUUUAAGACCAAGGUAAGAUACCUAAUCAAGGCCAUUUAACCAAUCACAUUCAUCUCAUAACAGAAACACAUUCAUAUUCCAGUGGUCAAUGUAGAUUUCAAGUUGAAAGGAUGCCCUCGAUCAGGGGCUGUCCUGGGCGUGUGACAAGGACAGCACACUGAAGAGGUUCAUCCUGUUAGAGGUCGUUUUUCUCCUCUAGUUCAUAACUUACUGAAUUUUUAUUGAAAAAAAUGUCAGCACCUGUACCUUCAAAAACAAAGAACAAACAGCACACAUUAAAGAGUCCUCGUCGACUGUUCUCAUUGCUAAUGGAAUGUAUUCAAUCCUGUAGAUAGUAAACUAAUUUCCAACAUAAAAGGCAGGAAGACUUUUGAUUCUGUCUUUUUUUACUAAACAGUUUUACUAUGACACUAGCUAUAGUAAAUUUGUAGGAAAAAAAUGUCAUUUACAGUAUCAUUGUGAACCAUUUAACUCUUUUGAUUCAAUAACCCUUAUCUACUGGGGGUCCUAUAAUCAGGUUAUUUACACCAACCUCUUCAUUGGUUGCUUUUGUAGAACAUGAGCCAUUAUAUUAAAUGUCUCAAUCUUGGGUGACCACCUGGUGUGCCCCAGGGUGUCCGCAUGUUUGCAUGGUGAGGAAAGGCCUCCGUGCCCUUCAGGUCAUAGAGGCGGGAGGGCUCUUCACGUUACCAGGCCGGUAGCACUCGGUUCACUCCGAGUGGACUCUUCAGGUGUGUUUUUCCUUUAAUGAGAGUUUCUCACUAAUACCUGUGUUCUAAACCAUUAAGUAGUGUAACGCAUGUAAAACACUUGGGGUGCCUGGCGCCUUGCAAGGACUUAGUGGUUCGCUAUUGUGACAAUAAUGGUUAUAACAAUAAAAGUAAUAAAAUCACCAUCAUUCCAUUUUUAUCCAAAAGUAUAAAUUUUGCUUCGGCAUGAAAAGCAAUCCUCUUGACUGCACUGUGCGCGUGGGGAUAAAGUAACCCUAGAAGCGGCACAUGCUGGGCUUGACUGACGCUUCCGGGUGCCGGACUGUGGCUGGGGGCGCGACUCUGCUCAAACUCAGUGGACACGGGGCCUCCAGGAUGGCCUCAGUCACGCUGUCCCUAAGGGAUGUGGAGGAGCUCAGGACUGAUGUAGGAUUCUCAAAACACCAGUCACUAAAUUUUAAAAUGUGAAAAAACGGUGGUGUAAAAAUGACCCUAGUUCAAGAAGCCAUUACCCAAAGUAAAGACUGGAGCCUGGAAGGCCUUUGACAAGGAUUAAGAGAUUUGUUUGAAAUUAUGGCAUGAUGGAUUUUGAGUUGGUAGCCAGCCAGCGACCGACACGUGGUGGGUGCGUUAGGAGCCAGCAGAGAAAGGGAUGCCUUCCCUUUUGAUGGGGUGACUCGAUGCUGUGUCCACGGGAGCAGCGUAGACUCAGCCUCAGCUGAGUAAAUAGGGGUGCGUGCAGGAGAGGGGGAGGGGGCGACGCAGUGCAUCUCAGCAUGGUGGGGGGGGCCUCAUCCCACGGGAGGGAGGCGGGAAGGUGCCCAGCAGGCAGAGGCAGAUGUAGUCAGCAUUGCUGUGGUCUCGCUGAGGAGCGCUGGUGGGGGGCAGGGUUCCCGAGAGGGCCUGCCCACAGCUUCCUGAAGGAGGGGAGUGGAAGGGGCUCCUGUUUUGAAAGAGCUUAGGGUCAGGCAGUAGUUUGUCUGCAGGAGUACAGAUUCAUUGUGCUGCUAUUUAUCGUGGAAUGUCUUCAUUUCCUAAGGUCAAAGUAAUGCUGAUACACCCUGGUCUUUAGUCAUUUGAGCUGACGCUUGUUGGGGUGACUUUGGCUAUACCACGCACGGAGUCGCUGCCGUGAUCGCUCCUUCCACAUGCCACACUUGGGCCUGGUGGGGAGGUGGCUGCGAGGAGGGCCCCUGGAACAAGGCGGGAGGCCACAGGCGGACACUUGGCUGAGGGUACAGAAGCUGAGGUGGUAGCUGUUCCAGAGAUGAAGGUAGCCCGCGGUCCCGGAGCGGCACCCCCGGGCCCAUGCCGUGUUGGGUAGAGCUGCUCCCACCAUGCCGCCCACAGACUCCCGUCUCCUUGUGCGCCUUUCCCAGAGUCUUCAGCUGUGGGGGAACUUAGGUGAGGUUGCCUCUCAGGCCUCUCUUUAGUAUCUCACACGUUUAUACCUCCCAACUGAAAGUAACCUCACUAGUUUAAAGAGGAUAUUCCUAAAAACCGACCAGAAACCUAAGUGAAGUUUCACAAGGAAGCAAAGUUUCAGAAACGUAAGGCAAAGGGUGGCUCUUCGCCGCGUGGGAGUGUGGGAGGGUUAGCCUGCUCCCAGGGUGGUCUCUGUGAGGUCCCCGUCCCAGUGUUAGCUGUGCCUGAUGACGUGGUUUUCGUGGGAAGUCCACGCGGAACCACAGGAACGUUUCAAGUGGAGCGCUCAGGGCCGGGGAGCGGGACGGCGGGGGUGGGGGGUGGGUUUGGCCAUUUCAAGAGGUUGCUGUGGUAGGGGACGGGAGCAGCUGAACACCGGAGGAGAGGACAGCGGAAAGGCGAGGUUUGCUGCCCCUCUCGGUCUCCUGGGCCCUGGUCUGCUCCCCCAGGGUUAGGUCCGGGGUGUGUGAGCGUGGCCAGACUGGGGGCGACUCUCGUACCUAUCGAGUCUGUCUUAGAAAUGUUCUAACGAAAAGUCAGACUGUAAAUUAGCAUCUACUUCUGAAAACAUAAAAGGUGCCCACGUGUGGGCUUAAAAUUAGGGUUCUCCACCAAAAGCCUGGACGUUGGGCCCACUGUGGCAGAUGAAGAGCUGAGAUUUUGUUCAGUAGCAGUGUAAGUGUUUUAAAUAAGGGAGCGUCCUCUGUCCAUUUGAUGAGUCCAGUAGAAGGAGCAGUGCUUGCUUGGCGGGUGACUCUUGGCUGGCUUGGGUGAGGACUUGUGCGGGCCCAGGUGGGCGAGAAGGCACCCCCCACCCCCCACCCCUGCCCAGGAGGGACUCCUGUCUGAAAGGGGAGCUGCAGAGUACGGUCACUGUGACUUUGGCAGGUGUGCCUGAUCCCUUUUCCAUUUGGUUGUUUCUAACUCAGCUCGUUUCUGAAGCGCAUCCGGCGCCUUUCAGCUAUUAAUUCACGUUACGGUUGUUCUGGUCAGGUAGUCGUUUGUAUGUGGACCGGCUGAGAGCUGCCUUGACUUAGUGUGAAACUAGCAUUUAUGCUUUUAAAAUCAAUAGCUUCAUCACCUUAGCGUUUAGAAAUCUGUGAACAGAAGUAGUAAUUGUUGAGGACUCAGUUUUACCUUUUAGAUUAUGAAUCUAAAUUAUAGUCUUCUGAAAUAACCGAAAUAUCACUAUCUUAUUAGAAAAGGUUUCUCAAAAUGCUCUCAAAUCUAUGAUUGGGUUUCAAUUUUUUUUUUUUUUUUUUUUUAAGAAAUACGCUGACUCCUGUAUAUUUUAGGAUUUUUGAUCAGUGAAAUUGAUUUUCAUCCUUUUAAGUACUGUUUUUGCUGUUUUACCUAGAAUAUUAGAAAUUAGUACUGAUUUACUUGCCAGUUACGGAAAGUUGGGUGUCCUUUGCAGGUAACAAACACAUGCCUUGCAUCCCUCCAUCUUGUUGCUUGUACUGCCGGGGUCAGGGGCCACUCGCUUUGGGCAUUUCCACCAGCAAGGACACCCUGAGGGGACCCUCCCGCCUGCUCGGUGUCUGUUUAGGAGCCAGACAGGCCUCAUCUUGUGAGAUGCCUUUGUAGCUACCUGGUUACCUGGUAGAUCCACGGCUACAGUUUUUUCUGGCCUGAAUGUAGGUGUCGGGGUUUUGCAUAUAAUUCUUUGGCAUGUGUUUUGAAGCAUGUGCUAACCGUCCAGGGCAUAUUGCACCUUCCAGAAACGGCUGAGGUGGGGGAGGGCAGCCCGGCCCAUCAGUGGGGGUGGGGUGGGUCGCUCAGCACUGCGCCUGCAGCCACCGGCCAGGCCCCUCCCCAGCUCCCCUCUCUAGCCCACUCUCUGUGGGACAGCCCCUGCUGGGGACACAGUUGGGACAACGUUGGGUUGAUAGGACAUUUUAGAGACUCAUUUUAUCUGUGACGAGGGCUGGCCUUGCCUCUGGAACAGCAGCCCCACGGCCCGCCUGGCCACCAUGUGGUUCUCACUGGCACCUCCUGGGGCUGUUGGUUCUCACAGGAGCUGCCUGGUUAGAAGGUGGGUGUGAGGAUAGUGCCAGGGUGUGUUCCCACGACUCAGACCUGGACUUCAGGGGCAGCUAGGAAGGGUCGAGCUGUGUCAUCUAGAGGGGUUGCUUUAAUACAAGUUCAAUAACUUUUGUUUGAAUUGUAGUAUUUCAGGUGAUGAAUGCCUAAUUUACAAAUUACUUUAAUUCCGCCCUAAUAUUUCACUGUGAUAUUAACUUGGAAGACCUGUUUGAGAUUAGUCCUUUGACUUUAAGCUCAUUAAAUCUCCUGGGCACAGGAUUCGUAUCAUUUGUCAAUCCAAAAUCCUAUGUGAACACACCUCUAGUUAUCUAUUUCUUCCUUUACAAAAGCGUAACUAAAACAUAAAAGUAAUGUUGGUUUAUAGAAAUAUCUGUUGUUCAAGGUCUGUAAUUGUAUUUUUUAAAUGAUGUAGUGUUCAACUUGUGAAGGGAUGUGUUUUGUUAAAAGAUCUGAACCUCACUGUAACUCUGUCCAAGGCGUAGGGGACUGCUCUCCAGCCCCGGCAGGGAGGGACCUGCCUGCGAUUCACAUAAGUCGCUUCUCGAAGUCGGUUUGAAUGUGUUCACUAGGUUACAUUAUGUUCGUUAAUAUCAUCCUGAAAAAUCCCUGUAAUGAUCACGGAGACCACAUUCUCUGCCCGUAGAGGAAUGUAUUUCUGAGGCAAAAGCGGGCAGUUCCGUGCUGUCACAUACUGAGUAGAGUAGAGUAUUUUCAGACUGGAGGAAACUGGAAAGUCAGGAGCUAAGCUGCUGGUCGAGCAGCCGCAGGCAUGGCUCUGGUGGAUUCGGGCGCGGCGGGAAGUGCCCCCGGCAGUCCGCGUCCGUCCACUCAGUCACUGCGUUUUUCUCUUUCCGAAUGCAUCCUAUUGGAUAUGGAAUAGACCGUAGAGGUCGUAGCCUGAGAUUUGGGACUGUGUUGGGACCGUGCAGGUGAAUGUGUCGCUUUCACAAACGCAUCUCCGAGUAAGUACCGGCCCCUGGUGCCCGUGGAGGUGGAGCCUGCAGCCGGAGCCAGGUGCCCGCCCACUCUGCCCUCAGACCCCCGGCCGGCCGUGUGCUAGGGGUCCGCUGAGUCACGGGGAAGGGGUGCGGUGGGAUGGAAGCUGGACCCUCCCGCACCCGUCACGGACUGUGCUGUUGUAAGGUCUGAUGCUGUGUGUGUAUCUUAGACCCAUCAGGACAUGCGCCUCGUGGUGUCGUGAACAUUUAUACUUCCAUUCAAAAUAUGUAUUCAGUGUUUAUUUCCUCAAACCAGACUUUGUUAAUUUAGGAAAUAUCUCCAAGUGGAAACGUGCUCACUUUUUCUGUAAAUCUUAAAUAAAAGGUGCUGUUCCUUCCUUUGACCCAGGACUGGUCUGUGUUUUCUGUCUUUCUCUCCGUGCAUUUUUUUCUUUUUCUUUUUUCUUUUUUUUUCUUUUUUCUUUUUCUU
Messenger RNA from Physeter macrocephalus (sperm whale), 9750 nucleotides. RefSeq names its product nuclear receptor binding SET domain protein 2 (gene NSD2). The transcript is spliced from 10 exons. Gene Ontology annotation, molecular function: histone methyltransferase activity. The record is from RefSeq and is a predicted model, not a curated record. The coding region runs from base 86 to 2005 and encodes 639 amino acids. Gene Ontology annotation, cellular component: nucleus. Lineage: Eukaryota; Metazoa; Chordata; Mammalia; Artiodactyla; Physeteridae.